Molecule: messenger RNA, 824 nt
Organism: Boleophthalmus pectinirostris (great blue-spotted mudskipper)
Lineage: Eukaryota; Metazoa; Chordata; Actinopteri; Gobiiformes; Gobiidae
Gene: ela3l
Product: elastase 3 like
Exons: 8
Coding region: 15-824 (269 amino acids)
Biological process (GO): proteolysis
Molecular function (GO): serine-type endopeptidase activity
Source: RefSeq, a predicted model, not a curated record
AAGCAUCCAUCAACAUGAUCCCCAUUGUGCUGGCCUCCGUGCUCAUUGCUAGCGCCCUUGGGUGCGGUAACCCACCCAUUGAGCCCCUGACUUCUCGCGUGGUCAAUGGAGAAGAUGCCAUACCCCACAGCUGGCCCUGGCAGAUUUCCCUGCAGUAUGAAAGGGAUGGAGAAUGGAGGCACACUUGUGGGGGAUCUCUGAUUGCUGCCAACUGGGUCAUGACUGCGGCUCACUGCAUCAACACAAAACUGAGCUACAGAGUGGUUGUGGGAAAAUACAACCUGGUGGAGGAGGAAGCUGGAGCCAAGGCCAUUCUGCCCGAGAAGAUCAUUGUCCAUAGACAGUGGAACCCUAUCCUUGUGGCCCUCGGUAACGACAUCGCCAUGAUCAAACUGUCCGAGCCUGUGACUUUGAGCGAUCACGUUCAGCUGGCUUGCAUCCCCGCUCCCGAGACCCUGCUGCCCAACCUCUACCCCUGCUACAUCACUGGCUGGGGUAGAAUCUCCACUGGAGGGCCCAUUGCGGAUAAGCUACAGCAGGCUCUGAUGCCUGUAGCCGACCACGAAACAUGCACCCAGAACGACUGGUGGGGUGUUGCUAUCAGGGACUCUAUGGUGUGUGCCGGAGGAGAUGGCAUUGUGGGUGGAUGUAACGGUGACUCUGGUGGUCCCCUGAACUGUAAGAAUGCUGAUGGUACCUGGGAGGUCCAUGGAAUCGCCAGCUUUGUCUCCGGUCUUGGCUGCAACUUCAUCAGGAAGCCCACCGUGUUCACCCGCGUCUCUGCUUUCAACGAAUGGAUUGAGGAGGCCAUGAUGAACAACUAA